Messenger RNA from Synchiropus splendidus (mandarinfish), 2177 nucleotides. RefSeq names its product BCL2 like 13 (gene bcl2l13). Gene Ontology annotation, biological process: apoptotic process; regulation of apoptotic process. The record is from RefSeq and is a predicted model, not a curated record. Lineage: Eukaryota; Metazoa; Chordata; Actinopteri; Syngnathiformes; Callionymidae. The coding region runs from base 186 to 1772 and encodes 528 amino acids. The transcript is spliced from 7 exons. Gene Ontology annotation, cellular component: mitochondrion.
AUCGAGUUUCGGCUGCGCCGUACUGUAGCCGCAGCCGCUGCAACCAGUGGUGGUGGUGUCUCCCCUUCUCAACUACUGCGGCGCGUUCUGCUCAGUUUUUUGAGUUUGUCAGGACUCAUUCACCUUCUGCUCAAGCAGGGAUAGGAGUGAGCUUUCAUGCACCCAACUGACUGAACAUCAAUGCAAUGGCUACCUCAGGCCCUACCUCCAGUGCCUCCAUCACCACCACCACCACCACCACAGUGCCUGAGGGUUUCCAUUAUGAAACCAAGUUUAUAGUGCUCAGCUGCCUGGGAAUGCUGCCUGUUAACAAAGCACAAGCACUGUCUGAAUCUCAAGUUGAGCGGAGGACACUGAUAAGAAAGGAGGUGGCAGAGGAACUGAGUAAACUGGAUGAUGAAAUAGCUGCCUCCUUGUCCGGUUUCGAUCGCAACGCAUCACCAGUGUUCAGCCCAGCAACUCCAGAGACGUCGAUCGAAGACGUCCUCGCCGACAUGGGGGACAAAGUGGCCCAGGAUCUGGACCCACAUCUGCCUGCAGCUGUUCGCGCUCUCCUCCCUGGUGAGUCAAGCCUGCUAGAGUAUGAGGCAUUCAGGAAAGCUGCACUGGAUCUGUUGACACACACUCGAGAUAGCUGGAGCAAGGUGCUGGUCCCUCUCGUGCUCCUUCAGGCUUUGCAACAUGAAGGUCAAUGUGUUCAAACUCUGCUGCAUGCUGGUGUUCAUUUCCUUGAGGAAGAGGCUGAAGACAUCAUCCAGCGUGGGGGAUGGGGUGAAAUAUUUGGCCAGGAGUCUGAGGUCGAGCCCAGCGACGUGAUCGCCGAAGACAGCAACGACAUCUACAUCCUGUCUGCUGAUCCACAUCUGGAGCGGCUGAGCCCAGAAUCGGCGUCUCUGCUCUGCCAAGGAGACGGCAACAGUCUGCAGAGCUCCUGGCAGACGGAGAGUUUACCCGUGUCGUGGGCGCAGAUCAGCAGCAUGGACGCCGACGACUCAAAGAGCAUGGACAGUACAGAGGGAGCAGCUCUGGCCGAGGAGCGCAGCGAGAACAACUCCUCCAACUCGGACAUCGUCCACGUGGAGCGAGAGGAGCUGCUGGACGAGGGAGGGGAAGCGGUAGAGGAGAGCAUGAUGAGCGUUUUGGGGUCAGAGAGUGAGAUGGCUGAGCUCAGGGAGCAGUUUAAGUCCCAGACCCCACCCAUUCCAGGGGCGUCUGAUGCAGAACCCACAUCUUUAGUUUCAAUUGAUGAACCGGUUGUCAUAGAAACACCUGUGAGUUUAACUUCAGAACCUUCGAUCAUCACCCUGUCAGGAGAGCCUUCACUCAUCUCUCUAGAACCAGAACUGCCUCCCGCUGCUCCUGAAGCUGCUGAGCCAGAGCCGGAGCCGGAACCAGAACCUGCAGUACCAUCUCCGGAUCCUGCUGUAGAACCAGAGGGUGAGAUAUCUGCUGUGACUGCUGAAGUGCCCCCACAGUCAGAGCCACCCGUUACUAGCUCCACAGCGCCAGCGGAACCUGAAACCAUUUCAGAACCAGAACCUACACCAGAUCCAGAACCCCCCACUGUGCCUCCAGAGUCAGAACCAGAUGCUCAAUUAGAACCACGAUUGGCCCCCAUCGCUGCAGAGACCCCCAUGCAGCCCCCGGUCAUGGAGCCGGCAGCCCAGGCGGAGUCGCAGUGUGAGCUCCCAGCACUGAUCUACGGGGGAGCGGCUUUGGUGGCACUGGCUGGUGUCGUGGUCUAUGGAGUCAUCAGUUACCGGAGAAAGUAGAUUCACUUCUCAGGGGUUUAGAAUGUGUUUUUUUUUUUGGGUAGAAAUAAAUAGAACACAAACCAUGCCUCUAACUGACAAUCACACAACCUAGCUACAGGGUUGUUGGUGCAAACACAAAGAGAAACACAUUUCCUCUCUCAAAACUUUCCCUCAGUCAUGACUGUCUCUUAGUCAGGCAGAGUGAGUGGGAUUUUGCGUCUUCCUCCUCUUUCCUUCGUCUCCCGUUCCAAUGUCAAACAAGAUGCUUGCACACAUGAUGAAAUGUUACAUAGAACAGACUUUGGGUUUCACUGCCCUCCUGCAUUUGGACGGUAUGUCGGUGUAUACUUGUGCUUUUCGUUUUACGUUAAUUGAAGAUUAAAGCUCUCACCCUAAAGUAUUUUUGUGUGUACAUCAUAACUG